GGCGGGGCAGCGCCUCUCCUCGCACCUCAUCACAAUUCACCACAGCUCACACUCCACACCUGCCAACCGAAGAUGUCGUGGUUCGGGCACCACCACCACAACCAGCCGGCUCCCCCGGCGUCGGGCCCCAACCAGGUGUUCAAGAUCUUCUGCCGCGCCAACGAGAAUUACUGCCUCGCCGUCCGCGACGGCGCCGUCGUGCUCGCCCCCGCCAACCCCAAGGAUGACCACCAGCACUGGUACAAGGACAUGCGCUUCAGCACCAGGGUCAAGGACGAGGAAGGCAUGCCGGCCUUCGCCCUCGUCAACAAGGCCACCGGCCUCGCCAUCAAGCACUCGCUCGGCCAAUCCCACCCGGUGAAGCUGGUGCCCUUCAACCCUGCCGAGGAGGACGCGUCGGUGCUGUGGACGGAGAGCAAGGACAUCGGCAAGGGCUUCCGCUGCAUCCGCAUGGUCAACAACACCCGCCUCAACUUCGACGCCUUCCACGGCGACAAGGACCACGGCGGCGUCCACGACGGCACCACCGUCGUGCUCUGGGAUUGGUGCAAGGGCGAGAACCAGAGCUGGAAGAUCCUGCCAUGGGGCCCCGAGGCGCACUCCCCCGCCGCCGGGCCCGGGAACGCCUCCAUCGGCGGCGUCCCCGUGCACACCGUCCGCGUCUUCUGCAAGGCCGGCGAGGACUACAGCCUGACGGCGCGCAACGGCACGGUGUGCCUGGCGCCCUCCAACCCCAGGGACGAGUACCAGCACUGGAUCAAGGACAUGAGGCACAGCACCCGGAUCAGGGACGAGGAGGGCUACCCGGCCUUCGCCCUCGUCAACAAGGUCACCGGCGAGGCCAUCAAGCACUCCACGGGGCAGGGCCACUCCGUCAAGCUGGUCCCCUACAACCCGGACUACAAGGACGAGUCGGUGCUCUGGACCGAGAGCCGCGACGUCGGCGACGGCUUCCGCUGCGUCCGCAUGGUGAACAACAUCUACCUCAACUUCGACGCCUUCCACGGCGACAAGGCCCACGGCGGCGUCCACGACGGCACCGAGAUCGUGCUCUGGGAGUGGGCCAAGGGCGACAACCAGCGCUGGAAGAUCCUCCCCUGGUGCCUCCAGCUUGCGCUGCUUAAGAAAAGAACCAGGCACACCAAAGAGAGAAGAGAGAUGGACUUUUACGGUGGUCGUGAGCGUUACGGCGGCGGUUACGGCGGCAUCGCGACGCCGGGGUACGCUCCGCCGGUGCCGUACGGGAUGUCGCAGGUGAACAUCGAGGGCAAGGGUUGCGGGCGCCCUCUGCCGCCGCAGCCGACGGUGAAGGUGUACUGCCGCGCCGACCCCAACUACGCGAUGACGGUCCGCAACGGCAAGGUGGUGCUGGCGCCGGCGAACCCCAAGGACGAGUACCAGCACUGGAUCAAGGACAUGCGGUGGAGCACGAGCGUCAAGGACGAGGAGGGGUACCCGGCGUUCGCGCUGGUGAACAAGGCCACCGGGGAGGCCAUCAAGCACUCCCUGGGGCAGUCCCACCCGGUGCGCCUGGUGCCCUACAACCCGGACUUCCUGGACGAGUCGGUGCUGUGGACGGAGAGCCGCGACGUCGGCAACGGCUUCCGCUGCGUGCGCAUGGUGAACAACAUCUACCUCAACUUCGACGCGCUCCACGGCGACAAGUGGCACGGCGGCGUCCGCGACGGCACCGAGAUCGUGCUCUGGAAGUGGUGCGAGGGAGACAACCAGCGCUGGAAGAUCCAGCCAUACUACUGAACAACUGAUUCAUCAUCUGCCUCAUCCCUAUGCACGCUACUACGCCUGCAGGAGCAGGAGCAUGGAGAUCUUGAAAUGAUAUAUGGAAUAAUUGUCUAGCCUCGUCACUAGACAAAAGCAGGAUCAAGCGCUUACUUAUGGUCAUGUAUGCGUUGCAUGUGUACCUACUGUAUGUAAUAACCAGUUGCGAUACCAUAAAGUAUCUUCAGUGUAUUCGGCCGUGAAAUACGUAUAUGUAUGGUGAUUAAUACCGA
Messenger RNA from Setaria italica (foxtail millet), 2012 nucleotides. RefSeq names its product ricin B-like lectin R40G2. Lineage: Eukaryota; Viridiplantae; Streptophyta; Magnoliopsida; Poales; Poaceae. The coding region runs from base 73 to 1758 and encodes 561 amino acids. The record is from RefSeq and is a predicted model, not a curated record. The transcript is spliced from 4 exons.